GAGAUUAUUUCACAACCAGCUCUUACGCAUUCGAUGUCAAUUCAGGAGGAAUUGGUCUUUUUUUUCUGCGAGUAACAGAAGUAGAAAAAAAAAAGUUACAGGAAGAGGGAAGAGCUUGAUGAUCAUAGGGAGCAUUUAUUGGCAGUCAGUCAGAAAGUCCAAAGGAGUCACUUCUUUUGGGGAAGAGGUUACAGUAAACUAUCUAACCUCACUUUAGUACUACACCACCAUGUGACUGCCGGUAACAUACUUAUUUUGCCUUGACAACAACCGCGGUACAGUCAGCCUGGUUCCUAGUACAGCAUUUAAACGUGGUGCUUGUAACACUGUACAUGGCUUUAUGCUUGGUCGUGCGUCAGCGUCUUUUCAUCAGCUCUGCGUAAAUUAUCUCCAACAUGUUUUGGUUCAUGCAGGGACUCUGCUUUCUGCCAGCUUUUUUAGUCAUCUGGUCCUCGAGCACUUUCAUUGUUUCCUACCUGAUUGCGCUCCUCAGGCAUGAUGUCGACGUUAUCUUUCCAUACAUAAGUGACACAGGAGCAACACCUCCAGAGAGCUGUAUUUUUGGCCUGAUGACUUUCGUCUCUGCAUGUGCAGGAAUAGCCACCAUAUAUUCAAGGUACAAGUAUGUGGAAAAGCUGAGCGAGGAAACACAAGUGGUGAAACCAUGCCUCAAUAAAAGUGCUCUUUACAUUGGGUUGAUCUCCUGUUUGGGCAUGUGUAUCGUGGCAACCUUCCAGGAACUCACGGAGACAAAAGCUCAUGAUGCAGGAGCACUGCUUUUCUUUGUCGCUGGAGUCUCCUACAUCAUCCUACAGACUGUCAUAUCAUAUCAGGUCUAUCCAUAUGGGUCCUCCAUAAACGUGAUUCGAGUACGAUUGUUCAUCUCCAGCCUUGCUACUUUGGCGUUUUUCCCCACUGUCAUCUGUGCAUUCUUUGUGAACCAAACUAAACUUCACAGACACCCUGAAGACAAGGACUACCCCUAUCAGUUAGCCAGCGCUGUGUGUGAGUGGACAGUCGCUUUCAGUUUCAUAUGCUACUUCCUCACGUACAUUGACGAUUUCAAACUGUUUACCUUACAGGUGAAAACAGAGUACGAGGAGUAUUCAUGAUUAUCCUGCAGCUGCUUUAAAUGUUUUUCAAAAUAAAAUGCUGCAUAUGGUUUUAUAAUGCUUUUCUGCUCAUGCAUUUUUUAUAUCUUUUCUAUUUUUUUUACACUCCACACACAAUUGUGUGUUUUGUAUCACCUGACUGAAUUAGACGUCAAAAACUGGCAGACACUUUGAUGUUAUUUAUAUUUGACUGGCAGUAAUUGUGACGUUAAAGGGAGCUGUAACUUCAUACUUUUGAUACAAUCUGAAAAGAUUUUAUUGAGAUUUUUAAGUGUCUUUAUUGUUUCCUGUUCAGCUGAACUUCAAGUUGCACUUUGUCCAUGAUUGCCACACCAUCAUGUGGUUGUGUCAGGCCUGUGACCACUAAUAAGAGAAGUUCAUCACACAGUGAACACAUGAUUGCGGUGUUUAAAUGGGAAAACCACUUCAGCUUGAGUCUGAUUUAGUUUUAUGUGUUCUUAUGACAAACAUGAUGAAAACAAACUAAGCAUUCUAUCCCAGAUUGUGUUUGUAGAUUCUUGUUCUGCUGAAAUUUGACAUGAAACAAGAAAAAUAUUAAAAUUUUGUCGCUUCCUGUGAAAAAUGUUGUACUGUUGUUGACAGCUGAGAUGACAAACUUAGGAUAAAAAGUUUGGUGUACUGUAACUUUAAACAAUCAUAACCUGAUUGAUUUCAUUUAAUUCUGCCACAAAGUUAAACAGUGCAGCUAUAUAUGGGAUUUUAAUGUGUUUACUUCAUUGACAGAGCACAUACACAGAGAACAAGGCCAGUAAAGGCACAUUCCUGACGUAUAAAUAAAGCCUUUAUUCUCUGCUUUAGAUUGUUGCUCCUUGACGUGUUUGCCUUAUAACCACCAAGAACAGCAUUAAUGCCAAUUUAAACCCCUUGUCACAUCUCAUUGUGUUCAUUAUGAGAUUUUUUAGGAGUGUGAAGAAGUAAAUAAUUGUCACAAAAAUGUCAAGUGAAAGAUGUAUUUGUCCGAUUUUUAAUCUCUAGAUUGAGCGCAGCUACUUUAGAGCACACUGCUCAUGCUACACACAUUAUUUUGCUAUGAUACAAAUACCAUGUAAUUACCAUCACAGUGUUUCUUUACAUUUUGAAAACUUAAUCUAUAAUACUGUCAGGACGCUGGAGAUGUCCGUUUGACGACUGUCAUUUGAAGUAUCAGCGUAUUCCAUCAAUUUUACUUUCUAUCCUAUAUUAUAAUUUGGUAGCUAAGAGAGAAGACUGACAUGGUUAUCCAAAGAGACAAACCCCUGCUGUAAAGUUUAAGAGGACAUAAUUGAAGUCACAUGAUCACAGAUAAUCACGACAGAUAUUGUAUUUACAAGGGAAUUUAUGUUUGAUUCAGUUACUGUCUGUUGGUGCUGUAUAUUAAUGACAUGUUUUAAUGCACAGAUCAUGUUGCACUGCUGAGCAGUAUAAUAACACACCUUUUAUAACAAAAUGAAUAAUAAAGAUUAAAAAAAUU
Molecule: messenger RNA, 2583 nt
Organism: Notolabrus celidotus (New Zealand spotty)
Lineage: Eukaryota; Metazoa; Chordata; Actinopteri; Labriformes; Labridae
Gene: dram1
Product: DNA-damage regulated autophagy modulator 1
Exons: 7
Coding region: 396-1112 (238 amino acids)
Biological process (GO): regulation of autophagy
Cellular component (GO): lysosome
Source: RefSeq, a predicted model, not a curated record